Molecule: messenger RNA, 14536 nt
Organism: Lineus longissimus
Lineage: Eukaryota; Metazoa; Nemertea; Pilidiophora; Heteronemertea; Lineidae
Exons: 45
Coding region: 784-13815 (4343 amino acids)
Biological process (GO): homophilic cell-cell adhesion
Cellular component (GO): membrane
Molecular function (GO): calcium ion binding
Source: RefSeq, a predicted model, not a curated record
UUGUUGUUAAUCAAGGCGGACGAUGGAUGGAUGGACGGAUGUUUCAGCACACAAUUUGAUAUCUUAAAAAACACACAGUACCAAUGGAGACUCCGGCGAAGAUUCAAAGAAGUUCUCGCUCUUAAUGCGAGAUUCAUUGACAAUGGUACACUUAAAUGUGACCAACCUCACAGCUUGAUUUAUGGGAAUCGAUAUAUUCAAUCUUUUGCUUCUCCUCUAUUACUUUGUUGGGAACCACUGGUCCCAUACGAGGAAGAUUUUGAAGCACCGCGUGGGGCGCGGCCUGAUCAGAAAAUGAAAGGUGCACCGUUUGUGUUUUUAAGGCAGUUAACCAUUCUUUGGAAACAUCGAGCUGUUGGGCAUCGGUCCACGGUCUCUUUAUCGAAAUUUGUUAAGAUAUGAUAAACAGAAAUACGGGCCAAGACGUCAUUCGGAUAGUGACAUCGUAGAGGACUAUCACGAAAUCAUAACUUAAAAGCAUUUACAUGCCAUAUUUUCGCAAUUUGUGAUGAUUUUGAUUUGAUUCAUUGAGGAUUAAUAUCGCUCCCUGUAUUAUUUGUCACAGUUAGCGACAUUCCGGUCCGACAUUAGAGCGACCAAAUUUCAAAACGGAUUUCUAGGUUACAAAAAAUGUGGCAUUCAAUGUCAGGGCUCUAAUUCUGGAAAGACGACUAUGAAAGCCACGGAUUAGAUUCGAAAUACUCCAAGUAAUGAUAAGGAUGUUAGCCAGGAUUUACUGAUUUGAAUACUGAAAUAUUUCAAGUGUUCACUACUGAAGGGAAAAUGUUGUUGCGCCUGGCUUCUUUCAUUGUGUUCUUAUCCAGUGCACGGUUUUGCCUGGGAUUGGUAGAUCUUGUCCUACCCGGUACUGACUUUAUCCCAGAUUCUGCAAAUAAGAUUGCGUACAAGAACAUACCAACGGUAUUAAAAUUUACAUUGAAGAUUCAAAAUGACGGGGGCACUCCUGUUACAGCAAAUUCUGGGAAAAAGCUCUAUGCCGUCGGGUUUUAUUUCACGUAUUUCGACGUCUCUGGAGCCGAUCUUACGUCGACAACGUUUAGUCAAUUGACCCCUUCUGGCACUGUCGCAUUAGACUUCGGCCUCAAUACUAACGACAAAUCUGCAGCACUAACCUUCGAGACAUCAGCGACUCUUCCAGUUGCAAACUGCGGCAGCUUCAGAUAUCUGUGCGCCUGCGUCGAAGAUGGACCGGAUGCAGCCUCACCUGAUGAUCCUACCACCAAUAACUGUGCAUGCAAGGAGGCCAAGAUAUCAGCCUUGAUAUCUUGUGCCUUAGUUCCGGCGGACAUCCAGGUCACGAGCUUCACGGCAGAUGCUUCCAAUAAGGUUGCAUACCAAGGCAACCCAACUACACUGAAAUUUAGCCUCGCGAUAAAAAAUGGCGACGCCAAUAACGCCAUUGGAGCAGUUGCUGCGGGAGAGAAGAACUACAACGUACUCUUUUAUUUUGCGUCAACCCCGACGACUCCCACAAAUAUCGCGACUGCAACGAGAAAAAAGCAAAUGACCAAUACUGGCACUUCUCCUGCGCUCGAUUUCGGUCUAUCAGCGGGUGCUUCGUCUGCCUCACUACUAACGUUCGAGACAUCAGGAACUCUCCCUACCACAGACUGCAUCGACUACAACCGCUUCUGUGCCUGCGUGGAGGUCGGGCCCCAAGCUGCUUAUACAGACUCCACCACCACCAAUAACUGUGACUGCAUUGUGGCAUUGAAGAAAACAGCGACAAAAGUAUACCUUAUAUCAUGCAAACCUGAUCUCGAUCUCACGGACGCAGAUGUGACACCCGAUUCUUCGAACCCCGUUGCCCUGAUGGGCACUCCAGUGACACUGAAGUUUACCGUCAAAAUAACAAAUAGCAUAGUUAACACGCUAGAUGCAGGCACCAUUGAAAAACUCGAUGCAGGGAAGAAGAACUACGCCCUCGCCUUCUAUUUUUCGAGCGCGAAUCAGGACGAUAUUACCACAGCGUCUGGAGUAAAGAUAUCAAAAAUGAUCAAUACGGGCACUUCCCCAGGGUUAGAUUUUGGUAUGGAGCCGGGUAUCCUAUCUUCCCCCAUGACUUUCGAGGCAAUAGCAACCCUUCCGAUCACCGACUGCAAAGACUACACAUUCUUCUGUGCCUGCGUUUCGCCCGGACCUGAUGCGCUGUACGAGGACUUUGACAACCGCCCUCAGGACUGCGGAUGUACAGCUGUGGGGACAAAGAUAUCCUGUGCCGAUAUCAAACCAAAGACCUUCACGGCUAUUUCGACUAAUCCGAUUGCUCUGAAGAAUAUAGAAGUGGCUUUAAAGUUCUCCCUCCAGAUUGAGAAUGUCGGUGCAGCGCCAGGUGAUAUAGCCGGUGUGGCGCCGGGGUUGCGGAACUACGACGCUGCAUUCUAUUUUGCGUUGGGCGAUCUCGAAACUGCAACAACUGCUGGGAAGGUAGCUCUCACUAACACAUUGGAACCAACUAAUUUGAACUUUACCUUAGGAGUCGGAACAACGUCUACCGAAACGUUGACCUUCGAAGCCAAGGGCACAUUACAGUCUGCAAACUGCAACAACUACAAAUGGCUGUGUGUUUGCAUUAGUAAAGGAGCUGCUGCGAACUACGGUGACGACACUUCGAACAAUUGCGCUUGCAAAGAAUCUCUCAUACCACCAUCGAUGUCUCUGAUAUCCUGUUCUUCAGAUAUAAAGGCCAAGGCAUUCGAUCCCAAAGGGGCCGCAGCAACCUAUCCCAUCUUCAUCAAGAACACAGCGACAGACCUUACCAAUUUCAACUUCGAUAUAGAGAACGCUGCAUCCGCUGGACUUGGGAAUAAUAUCAGGGCGGUUACUACAGGAGAUAACUUUGCCGUUGACGUGUACUUGGCCACUGCCAAUCUCGGUACAACUCCAGUUGGAAGCACAGCGUAUGCAGCGACAGCCAAUCUGGCCACAGAUCUCCAGGUCGGGCUAAACGCAGGUGCCGCCACAGGGAAUAAGGUCUUCACGGCCACUGGCAUUACUCUUCCAGCAACAAAUUGCAACCUGUACACGUGGCUGUGUGCCUGCGUGAAGAAGGGAGACGCAGCCCAGUACGUUGAUGAUGAUUCAUCCAACAAUUGUAAAUGCACAGACGCUUCAGCAAAUACUGUUUGUGGGCCUGACAUCGUUCCAACCACCCUGGCUGUGCCCGCAACACCUUCGAUGAUUAUUCAAGAAAAAACUUUUACUCUUACUGGUAUCACGGUGAAAAUCAAGAACCAGGCGACAGGGACAGGAAACGACAUCCAGCCGGUGGCUGCAGCGAAAUUCAACUACGCCGUGGAGGUCUACUUGGCACAAGUUGAUUUGAAGACCACGUAUUCUGGUACAAAGACCACUCUAAUCACACCCACCAAAGAUGCAGGAGACCUCUUUGUUGGCCUUGCUGCUGGCUCUACAACCGCAGGAGCUAACACACUGACCUUCACAGCCUCAAAUGUAAAACUACCAAAGACUGGUUGCAGCCUGUACAAGUAUAUCUGUCUUUGUAUAAAAGAGGGAGCUGACGCCCAAUAUGUCGACAGCGACGCCACCAAUAACUGCGAAUGUGAGGAUGCUUCGAGUCGGAUGAGAUGCCAUCCAGACGUUGAAGUGACUUCGUUUACCGUAGCCUCCGAUGCCGUCUUCACACACACCGACCCAUCACUGAAUGUCGAAUUCUCCGUUGCAUUUAAAAAUAAAGGAACAACAUCGACAGAGGACAUAGUUGCAUUAACUGCGACGCCGGAUGAAAACUUUCAUCUGAAAUUCACACAGUCUAACAUCAAUACUAUGGCCCCUGGUGGAUGCCCGAAUCCUCUCUCGACACCCGAGUUUGCGUCAAGUACCGAAGUAAUACUCGAUAGUCCCAACGAAGUUUAUAAUGGUCUGUUGUUUGGUAACUCGCUGACUAUGAAAGGAAAACUUGCCAUUGCAUUAAACAGCACCAACUGCGGAAAUCUUAUUUAUCUGUGCGCCAAUGUCGAACCGAAAGAUAAAUCGCCUCCAAUAGAUAGUGCUCCUUACACGGACAAUGACCUCAACAACAACUGUAUGUGCACGGACAUAAAGUCCUACAUCUCCUGCAACCCAGAUCUGGAAGUGACCACCUUUACGACUGUACCCGACGCCAGUAGUCCUAUGAAAGGGACGUUAGGUUUAUCCGGACAAACCUUCACUGUGAUAUUAGCAAAUGCUGGGACGGCUAAUGACCGUAACAACAUCCGAGCGGCGACUGGAACAAAUUAUAAUUUCGCCUUUACUGGAUAUUACGCUACCUCGGCUACACCUACCAACAACCCGCCAGCGACAGCGACAGGGAUCAACGCCUACCGGUUCACCAUCAAUCUCGCAACAAGUGACCUACAGCGUGGAAUUGAUGCGUUAACGAGUUCUACAUUUAUCGGAACCAUCGACUACCCUGCUCUAUCCUCAGCGGACUGCCAGAUGGCUUUGUACGCCUGCAUCUUUGUAUCACCCGAUAACCGUGCCAACGGUGGAACAUUCGUGGACCAUGAUGCUACGAACAACUACAAAUGUCUGCAGCUUAUCCUUAUGUGCGAUCCAGAUAUACAUGGCGCAUCAUUUACCCCGCCCGCCGGUGCUGCAUAUCCCGACUUCAUCGUAAACAAAGCAACAGAUCUCACAAACUUUACAUUUAGUAUACAGAACGCUGCAACGGGGGCAAAGAAUGACAUAUUAGCGUCAACAACUGGUGACAACUUUGCUGUAGAUGUGUAUUUUGCCAAGGCUAAUCUUGUUACAACACCACAAGGAACAAAAUCAACAGCUUUCGUAGCGACUGCUGGAGCUUUAGAUCUGAAGGUGGCUUUAGCUGCUGGUGCUACAUCCCUGGAUAACAAACUCUUCACGGCCAAUGGCAUUACGCUGCCAACAACAGACUGCAACCUGUUUACGUGGCUGUGUGCUUGUGUAAAGCAGGGGACUGGUGCCCACUACGUUGAUGCUGAUACAAACAACAACUGCGACUGCCAGGAUGCCAAGGCUAAGAUAUCGUGCUUUCCUGAUAUUAUACCGACCAGCCUCUCCUUAGUCUCUGUGACCGCCCCAAGCCCACUGAUUUUUUUCGAAGAUGUUCAAGUUACUUUGGUAGCUCUUAAGGCAAAUAUAGAGAACCAGGCCACAGGGAUAGGCAACAAUAUACCUGCUUCUGCUGGUGACAACUAUGCAAUUGAUGUAUACUUCGCCAAGGCGAGUGCGAAAACUACUCCGACAGGUUCCACCGCUUACACUGCUUUGGCGACGGCUGGAGACCUAAAAAAGGCGCUUGCUGUUGGGGCUUCUGAAUCGUUUAACUUAACCGUCAAUAAUAUGAAACUUCCAAGCACCGACUGCGUCCAAUACACGUGGCUUUGUGUCUGUGUGAAGGAAGGUGCAGGUGCCAACUUCAAAGACAGUGUCACUACUAAUAACUGCGAUUGUUUGGAUAUAUCGCCUAUGAUAUACUGCAAACCAGAUGUUGAAGUGACUUCGUUUACGUUUGAUUCAAACGCUGUCUUCCCACACACCGUCAAGUCAGACGUCGAGUUCUCCGUGGUCAUCACUAAUAAAGGAACAAUAGCGGGACAAACCAUAACACCAACCACACCAGCAGGAGAUGCAAAUACGGAUGAAAACUUCCAUGUCAAGUUCACACAGUCGAACGUUGGUGCCCCAGUAGGCUGUACGAACCCUUUGACUGGUCCUCCCGCACAGUUUGAACCACCCACAGAUGUCGUUCUUGAUAGCCCAAAUGAUGCCUAUAACGGAUUAGCCAUCUCUGCAUCACUGAACAUUAAAGGAACUCUGAAUAUCGCAUUAGACAGCACCAAUUGUCUUAUUCUCACUUAUCUGUGUGUUGAGGUCGCUGCGAAGGACAACGGUCCAGCAGGUCUGCCUUACACGGAUAGUGACACCACCAACAACUGUAUUUGCAGAGACUUCAAGGAUUACAUCACGUGCGAUCCGAAAUUGAAGGUGAGCGCGUUCAGUGUUAUCCCUGAUUCUGGCAACCCAAUGAUAGGUACAAACGGGAUGACGGGACAAGCACUGUCGGUCACGCUUGUCAACAUUGGCACUUUUAAUGACCGCAACAACAUCCGAGCGGCGACUGGAAUAAAUUAUAAUUUCGCCUUUACUGGAUACUACGCUACCUCGGCUACACCUACCAACAACCCGCCAGCGACAGCGACAGGGAUCAACGCCUACCGGUUCACCAUCAACCUCGCAACAAGUGACCUACAGAGUGCCCUCGUUGCUAAUGUUACCUCGCCACCUCCAUUGACCCUAACCGGCACCAUCGACUACCCUAAACUAUUACUGGCCGACUGUAUCAACCCUUUGUACGCCUGUAUCCACGUAUCUCCGGAUAAUCGUGCAAAAGGCGGGACAUUCGUGGACAAGGAUACCUCAGAUGAUUACCUCUGUUCGGUGGUCACAGUCACAUGUCGCCCUGAUCCGAAGCCUGACAACCUUCAGCUGUUAACGCCAACCGCAGCAAACAAAAUCAUCCCCGACACUUUGACGGCCAUUGAGUUUUCAGUGGACGUGAGGAAUGAGGCAGCCACAGCACCUAAAAACGACAUCCCUACCGUGACUGGAUCACUGACACAUUUUAUAGUUCACAUCAUGUUUUCUGAUGUGGAUUUGUCCAUUACAUCCCUGGACACGCUCAAUCUUGGCGCCAUAUCGACCGUGUUUCCAAACACUGCAGACAAUCAAGUAAACCUUGUAGCGGGACCUGGAGCUGCAAAAACUCUUGGCGGAACCGUUGGUAAACGGGGAACAGCUCAAGUGACCAUACCAGAAGCGACAUGUGCCAAGGUGAAAUACUUCUGUGCGUUGCUUUAUGCAAGUAAAGAUGCCCGUUAUGUUGAUCUCUCCACGGAAACAAACCCGGGGAAUAUGACCUUGAACACAACAUGCAUACUAAUUACCGAUCGAUUGGAGUGCAACCCAGAUGUUGAUGUUACGGCCCUGACGUUUCCAUCAGGUGGCGUUUUCCCCAUGGCUCCGAUCGAAGCAGACGUGUCCUUCAGCGUAACGUUCAAGAACAUACGGUCUAAAGAUAUUGCAGCAGUAACAACUCCAGAUGAGAAUUUCCACAUCAAGAUCUACCAGUCGGACAGGGAUUUGCGUGCGGUUACGUCGGCUUCUCUCAACCCGCUGGGGGUGACCGUUUUUGAACCAACCACCAAUGUUGAACUCCUAAUUACCGAUGUCGUCAAGUAUGGGCUCAAAGGAGGCCAAUCUCUGACAAUAAGUGGGAAGUUCAAGUUCGGCUUGAACACCACUGAAUGUGCGAAAAUUAACUACUUGUGUAUCGAGAUUGCUCCGACGGGUUCACCUCCGUACGUAGAUGCAGACACAACCAAUAACUAUAUAUGUGCAAACAUUAACGCCAUGAGAACCUGCGAACCAGACAUCGAGGUAGUUGCCUUCUCGAAAUACCCUGACCUGGGAGACCUGGGCCCAAUGAUCGGAACAGCCGGCAUGGCCUCCCAGCCCCUCUCACUCACCCUGCGGAAUAAGGCUGCAGUUACGCCUUCUAACGAUAUAAGGCAGGCGGCGGGGCCUAGUGAUGUCAAUUAUGCAUUGACGGGUUAUUAUUCCAAGACCGAUGCUGCACCCACAGCCGCAAAUACCGCAUUAUAUGGAGCCUUCACAAUCAGUCUGACGGCGUCAGAAUUGAGGAGAGCAAUGCCCGCUGUUGGCACUACUGGUGCUACCACGAUAUUGACUGGCACCAUCACCUACCCUCCACUCUCCAAGGCGAACUGUCUCUCCUUGACUACCCCGCGCGCUUGUAUCUACGUUGCCCUUGAUAACAGAGCAAAUGGUGGAACUUUUGUCGAACAGGAUGCAACUAAAGCGAGCAACUUCAAAUGCUUUCAAAUUAUAAUGACGUGCAGGCCAGAUCCAAAGCCAACGAACCUUGUUAUUCAGGCUGGUACUCCCCUGACGGUCAAUUCAGCAACAACCAUCGAGUAUUCUCUUGAUGUCGAAAACGCGGCAACGGGGGCAAAUAAUGGUGUACCGGGUGUACUGAGUGGCGGGUUCACCAACUUUAAGUUCGAGCUGCAAUUUUGCGAUGUGAACCUUGAAGUACAGCAGACCUGCGGCAGUGGAGUACCCACUGGCCGCUUCAGUUCAUCAAUAAACACUGCUGAGAACCAACGAGCGAUUGCCGCUGGUGCAACAGUAAACUAUGGAAUCACCGGCACCAGAAUAAAUGCAACAGUCAUACUGUCCGAGGCUGCAUGUUCGUCUGUCAAGUUCCUCUGCGCAAUUCUGUCCACAAGUUCAAAUGCCCGUUACAUUGACGCCUCUACCGAAGCCUCUCCAAGCGACUUCAGGCUGAAUACAGCAUGCGCAACUUUUGCCACGACUGGGUCGAAAGUUUGUCAUCCCGAUAUCGAAAUGACUGCAUUAAACGAAGCUAACAAUGCGGUUAUGCUGAUGAAUGUUGAUACGACUCUACAAUUUGAUGUUACCCUGAGAAAUAACGAUGCAAACACAGAUAUUGCUACACAAACGGUCACCACCAACGAAAACUUUCAUCUAAAGUUCGUGUUUUCAAAUUCCGAUUACCGGGUAAGCGGUGAGGCCUCAAACACCGUGACGGGCCCGCCGACCUUUGAGAAUACGGGCGUCGUGGACGUGGUACCAGCAGCUGACGUCCGACUUGGUCUCAACGCUCGACAGAGCCUCACUCUCAAAGGCACUGUCAAGGUUAAAAUUCCAAAUUCUGCUGCGAUUUGCGCUGCUAUUCGAUAUAUUUGUGCGAACUCCAUGCCAAAUGCAACCGAAUACAUAGAGGACAGCACAAGGCUUUUGAAUAACUGGCUAUGUAAGGAUAUCAGGAACCAGGUAUCGUGUGGAAUAGACGUUGAAAUAGUUUCGUUUAGUGACCUCCCCACAGCUUCCGAUCCCCUAGUCGGUCCUAAUGGCAAGACCAUAACCUCCUUUGCUGUAAACGUGAGGAAUAGAGGGACAGGCGGCCAAGGCUUUGAUAUCGCGGCAGUGACAUCACCGAAGAAAAACUUCGCUUUGACAUCAUUCUACAGUGAUAUAGCUCAACCUACCACAGCAGCAAACGAAAUCGGCACAGCGAACAUUAUGACUGUGACCAACGACGCCAAUUUAAGAAUGGCACUGCCCGGGGUUGGUCCAAGCGGAGCUACCACUGCAAUUUCAGGCACCUUGGCCUACUCCGCACUGACUGACGCGGAUUGUCAUAAGGCGAAUUUCAUCUGCAUGAAAAUACUCGAAGUUCCUGGCGAAGCGUCCUACACAGAACCGAAUGACACACUGCCAUCGACUACUGUAGGUCCAAACACGAGAUGUUUAACUCUGGCCGGAGUACGGACUUGUGCACCAGAUCCCUCACCCAAGAAUCUCGCACUUAACACCAAUUUAGCUGUUGAUUCAACUACCCUCGUGGACUUUACCGUGCAGAUUGAAAAUAAAGCCACCGACGCGAAAGACAGCAUACUUGCUGCCACAUCACCAAAUUACAAUUACAAGUUCGAACUUCAGCUUUCCGAUGUUGACAUUGAAAAUGUUGGCCCGCUCAAGGACACGCUCGGUCUUGCCAAGGUCUCCACCACCAUAUCUGAUGCUGAGCUCCGUGCUCUCCUUGCCGGGGGCGGAAGCCAUACGAUUACAACGGGACAGGCACAAAUUACACUAACGGCUGUGAAAUGUCCGAAAGUACAAUAUCUCUGUGCCUUCCUUUCGACAGGAACGGGUGCAGCCUAUGUGGAUUCUAAUCACACUAACAAUAUAGUAUGUGUGGGCAUACUUGCUAAAAAAGGAUGUACACCAGACCCAUCGAUUCUUGACUGGGGUUUAACGGCAACAACACCAUUACCAUUGAUAUACGUCCAAGAUGUCUGGCAAGACCUCACCGUCAAGCUAGACCUAAAGAAUAUUGCGAAUGGAGCACUUUCUAACAUCGCCGCCGCUUCUACUUGGAAUUACAACAUAUUCAUCAAGUUUACAAACAUGGACCUCGCCACCAGUAUCUCCGCCGUGAAUUCCUCCGUUCCAUUCUUCUAUGUACCAGCUGGGGAUUUAAAGGCCAAUCUCGGUAGAGGAGCCACACUGUCACUCGGCGGAAGUGUUCGUCUUGCUAUCGAAAAAGCAAAAUGCCAGGAACUCAACUACCUGUGUGCGAUAAUGCAUCACAAUAGUCUGUUGUACAAUGACAAGGAGACUAAAAACAAUGUGAAAUGCAUUGACGUUACAUUGACUAAAGUAUGUGCGCCAGACGUUGACAUCACUUCCUUCACUGACAACCCGAAAACUCAAUUGAUAAAGGAUAGCACCGCCGGGACGUUCAUCUUUGACAUCGCCUGGAAGAAUAUCGCAGAUCCGUAUCCCGGUAACGACAUACGUACCCCUCCAACCACUCCUGCAAACAGCAAAAACUUUAAAUUCCAAAUGACCUUCUCCGAUGUGAAUAUUGGAUUAGGUGGAGCAGAUACUCUUGCGAUAGCGAAGAUAUCAGUGACAACACAAUACACAGAGAGCCUGAAGGCCAAGACAGGGCUCAUAACCAAGAACAGUGUUACUAUACCUACAGGCGAUAAUUUGGUGAUUCCAGUUGCACACUGUUCAAAAGUCAAGUUCUUGUGCAUCUUCAUAGAAGAGGGAGAUAAUGCACAAUACGCUGAUGCAAAUAAAACCAACAACGUGGAGUGUUUGGAUAUCAAUAUUGCAACUGGGACGGCAGGGAGUAAGAAGAACUGCAGACCUGAAUUUACUAAUCUUGAUGCAAGUGUGGACAUGAAUGAAAAUACGGCUACUGGAGUAUCCAUCUUCACAGUUUCUGCAACCCAAGGAGAUCUUGGUGUGCCCAGUACAUUGACCUUUAGCCUUGAUAGCACAGUACCGGCAGCAGCACCUUUUUUGGUCCAGACGACCGGUGUUGUGACGACAAACCUCGCAGGAGGAGCGGUCUUUGACUACGAGACGACCGCCAAACAAUACAAAUUAUUGAUCAUGGUCAACGACGGCACAGCCGACCCCCUCUACUCGGUUACGAAUACACUGACAGUAAACAUCAAGGACGUCAAUGAAAUCCCGGUGUUCAACCCAGCUACCUAUACCGUCAACCCUGCUAUACCAGAGAACACAGCAACAUCUGUAUAUAAGAUGACCGUAGAUGAUCCGGACAGGCCACAUCAGACUAUGACCUACUCCAUCGAAAUUAAUCCAUCAGUUAACCCAGGGGCUCCAUUUUCAAUUGUGCAGACCGGACUUUACUCCGACGGUGUGAUCAGUCUUACUGGCACCGGAUUUAACUUCGAAGCAGCGAGUACGUAUUCCUUGACCGUCCACGUGACGGACGACGGCACCCCGCCACUAUCUGCCAACCCACUCGGCCUGAUUGUGGUGCCAGGUUCAGACAUACCAGAAAAACCCACUAUCAAAGACCUCCCCAGGACUAUAUCGCUGAGUGAGGAUGUUGCCAACACCUACAACACGCCCAUCUACACUAUCACGGCUACGGAUCCUGACAAGUCAACCACUCUCAAAUAUGACAUCGAUGUGCAACCUUAUGAUGGAAAGAUCAUUAUUGAAGACACAAAUGUGAUCAAAUAUAAGGCCAACCCUGAUUUCGACCAUGAAACUGUCAGUGAAUACACAGUGACAGUUAUCGUAUACGACGGCGACACGGCCCCACAGACUGGUGUACUGACCGUCAAGAUUCUAAACAGCACCUACGGAGACUUGCCGAUCAUUGAUGCGAGCACCUGGCCGGCGGCGGUCAGUGUCCCAGAAGACCAGGCACGUCUAGCUUACGUGUACGAUGUUGUUGCUAAGGAUCCCGAUGGGCGCCCGCUUACUUACAGCCUGGACCAGGUCCCUUACACUAAUCCAGGACAGUUUGCCAUUGACUCAAUGGGAAAGGUCCAUUCCGUGGUCAACCCAAGGCUGGAUUUUGAGACUGUUCCCGUGUACACCUUGAAGAUAAACGUGUGUGCCUAUGCGAUCAAUUGUACCUCAAAGACACUGACCGUGAACGUGGAGGAUAAGAAUGACGAUCCCGUUUGUACGCCCAGUGCUCUUGAGGUCUCAGCCCCAGAGGGCAAUUACGCUCCUGGGAAGUUGUUUACCAUGACAGACCAAGAUGCCGGCGACACUGUGACUUACGCCAAGGUCACAACCACCACACAGCAGGCUCACUUUACAAUCAACACAGCUGGAAUCGUGUCUGUCACCAAUCUCAAUUAUGAAACACUUUACAGCCCUAUCAUUGGAGCAUUUACCGCCACCGAUUCGAAGGGCGCCAAAUGCAACUUUGCUCUAACUGUCAACAUCCUAGAUGUAAAUGAGAACCCUGUGUUUGUCAAGGAGCCGUACAAAGGCACGAUUAACGAGGAUGACCCUACAGACACCAGUAUCCUAACUGUCGAGGCGACCGACACGGACAUUGGAAAUAACGGAGUUCUAUCCUUCGAAGUCCUCGCGGGUGCCAACAAUGUUGAGAAUAACUUCAAGCUGACCAAGAUCGCAGGCGCAGACAAAGCAGUCCUGAAAGUACAGAGUCCGAAAGAUCGGGAGAGCAUGACAAGCAACGUCGUGACCUUUCAAGUCGUUGUUAGAGAUGGUGGAGGGGGUACGGAUACAUCUACUGUGACAGUGACUGUCAACAAUGUCAAUGACAACAAGCCGACCUUCACUCAGGAGCUGUAUAACUUUGAGAUGAUGUACAAUGACACAAAAGGUCACGUGCUUGGUUCUGUGUCAUGCACUGACAAGGAUGUAGCUUUCAACGUACCAAGUUACGGUUGGCUCGAAGACCAGUUGAAGGAUAACUUCAUAGUGGACUCGACCACCGGUGUAGUCGCUUCUGCAAUAACGCCUUUAACACCACACCACGAGUAUGUCCUUCUGGUAGAAUGCAAGGACAACGAUCCAGUAAAACAAGAGACUUCAUUAACACACGUUGUCCGGGUGGACACCUACUAUGGUUGGGAGAUAGUAACCAACUGGACCACAUCCAAACCAAAGACCUUCUACGAUACCAAGGCAAACCUCGACGACUUCCUGGCCGGUGCCAGCAAGCUCUGUGCGCCUGGAUGCGUGGCAAAACUACACAGUAGAACUACGAAUAGUAAAGGGAAUGAGGUCCUGGCCAUCUACUUCUUGAAGGAUGCCUCCACCGAUAGCCUAGGCAACAUCGGUAAGCAGAAAGAGUUCAUCAGUGCCACUGACACCAUUGGGGCGUAUACAACGGACAAGUUAAAGACGCCAGCAAGCUCUGUGACGGCGAGUACAAUCCUGUCGGCUCACGGUGUCACCUCCAUCAUCAGAUACGGAGAUGCACCUAAUAAUUUCAACUGGAUGCUGGAUACGAUCGCAGGUCAAGCGAUUAUCGGAGUGUGCAUGUUCGCGGCACUUGCAGUCCUUCUAGUGACAGUUGUGUGCAUAACCAGAAAGGCGUGCCCACUGAAAAACUAUAAACGUCAAAGACUCGACUCUCCCUCCCGACCUUACCAAAGGAGGCAUAAGGUGGCACCCUCCCCACAGCCCCCGAGAAGAGAACUGACGGCAGAGUCAGUCGAUUCAAUAGCAACUGCCUCACAUGUCAAGUUCGAUACUAGGAGCAACAGGUCGAUUCCGCUGCAAAAAAUGGACAAGUCGAAGGCAUUGAAGGACUCUACUAAUGCUUACAGAUCCCAUCAGCAGGAUAUUGAUCCUCCAAACGAUUUGUACAAGGAAGCAAAUCGGAAGAAUUUAAGCAUGAGAGAGCAAUCACAACUCCGGAAAGCAAAGCUGGACUAUUCUUAGCUGUUUUUUAAUCAAAUAUAGUUUAUGCAAUUUUACCAUCGUGAGACCUGUGGUAAAAUACACCAAAUGCGCAAUUACCGGAGACGCUGCCAAUCUGGCACUGCUUGCAGUGCGCUUAUAUUAUUAUCAGGUAGAGGUAAAUCUCAAAGUAAUUGGAAAAUGUGAUAAAAAACAGGGAAACGAUUGAUGGCUUCUUGGUAAACAGCAUAAAAUAUGUUAACAUUUUGUAGGUUAUAUGAUAAACGCCCAAGCUUAAUCCAAAUAUUUCCACCAUGAGUUGGCACCCUUCCGUACAUGAAUCGCUUUUAGGUAUAGCACAUCAAACAACUGUUAAAAAGCUCUGUCUCGUCAUCAAGAUGGUCUGAAUGAAGUGUACAAAUUGAAAAUCCAGUUUGAUUUACAACCAGUUCGGGGACCAAGGGGGCUGAUCACACUGAGACAAGUGACAUGCAAGCUAGAGCACUACAAAUGUAUAUAUUUGUAAAUUCAAUCCUUCUCAGUGAUGCCGACUGUCAUGCUCGAUUUAUUUAUGUAGAUUAAAAAACACGUUAGGUAAAACCUCCAUUUGUAAGUUAUCUCACAAAUCAAAUAUAUGAGAUAUUCAAACACCAGUACCAGCAUGUACUCAAGAAUCAUUCGAAUCUGUAUUUUGUUGAUAUUCAUUUACAUUUUAUUAAAGGUUACGGUGUUGACAUAAAAACACUGAUUGUAUAUAAGCAAA